Molecule: messenger RNA, 1716 nt
Organism: Penicillium pulvis
Lineage: Eukaryota; Fungi; Ascomycota; Eurotiomycetes; Eurotiales; Aspergillaceae
Product: alpha-keto acid decarboxylase family protein
Exons: 1
Coding region: 1-1716 (571 amino acids)
Molecular function (GO): magnesium ion binding; carboxy-lyase activity; thiamine pyrophosphate binding
Source: RefSeq, a predicted model, not a curated record
AUGACCGUCUCGGGAAUCCCAGGCGCCGAAGCUCAUACUGCCAAAAUCUCGGAGUACCUCUUCACCAGGCUCCAUCAACUUGGUGUUCGAUCAAUUUUUGGCGUACCGGGUGACUAUAACCUGCGUUUGCUCGACUUCGUGGAACCGGCUGGGCUACACUGGGUUGGCAACUGCAACGAACUGAAUGCCGCUUACGCCGCCGACGGCUACGCUCGCGUUAACGGGUUUUCAGCUCUAAUCACAACUUUUGGUGUUGGGGAGCUAUCCGCCAUCAACGGUAUCGCGGGAGCUUUCGCGGAAAAGGCCCCUGUGAUCCAUAUUGUCGGCACACCCGCGCGCUCAGCACAGUAUUCGCGCUCCUUGCUCCACCAUACACUUGCCGACGGUGAUUACCGCCACUUCGCCAGUAUUGCAUCGCAUGUGACGAGGGCUCAGGCCAACUUGCUCGAUCCUCGGACUAUUCCUGAACAGAUCGAUGCGGCACUCAGACAGGCUAUCGUACACAGUCAGCCAGUGUAUAUUGAGGUUCCGGAAGAUGUUGUCGAUGUGCAUGUUGUUUCAUCAGGGCUGAAUGCGCCUUUGAUCGUUCCCGAGAGUCCCCACUCAUGGAAUGAGCCUACACUCUCUGUCCUGAAUCGGAUGUACUCGACUAAGCGCCCGUUGAUCCUAGUUGAUGGAGAAUGCCGAGCUCUUAGUAUCACUCGAGAGGUGAACGAGCUUGUCGUGAAAACCGGCUGGCCGACCUGGUCCACUGUUUUUGGAAAGAGCAUUAUCGACGAAACACUGCCCAACUAUUACGGUAACUAUAUCGGAUCGCUAGGAAGUGAAGUGUACAAGACAUACUUCGAGACUGCAGAUCUGAUCAUCUCAUUGGGCCCUCACCAUACGGAUACCAAUACUGGAUCAUUUUCAAUGAUUCCUGCAAAUCCAGUUUCGGUUUCACUCUCUAGAAACGUUGUUCGAGUGGGCAACGAGAUACAUCGCGAUGUUUCGAGCAGCUUUCUGUCCAUGCUACUUCAAAAUCUCGAUACCAAGCGCGUUCCUAAGGUAGAGGGUCCACCCCGUUCAAUUGCAGCUAGUGAUCAGAUAGAGCAUGACCCUAAAGGUCCGCUUGUUCAAAAGAGCUUCUGGCGCUUUGUGAAUCGGUUAUUCCGUCCGGGCGAUCUCAUUCUAACGGAAACCGGCACCUCAUCUCAUGGAGGACGUCAUUUUGAACUUCCCACCGGGGCACGCUUGUUUGGGGCUGUCACAUGGCUGUCAAUUGGGUAUAUGCUCCCAGCAACCCUCGGAGCAGCACUAGCAAAGUCCGAGGUUGACAAGGACAAUCGUGCGAUUUUGUUCAUUGGAGACGGAAGUAUUCAGAUGAGCGUGCAAGAAAUCAGCACUAUGAUCAAGGAGAACCUCGAUAUCAUUAUCUUCAUCAUUAACAAUGGCGGAUAUACGAUUGAGCGUGCAAUACAUGGAAGAAAUCAGGGAUACAACGAUGUCGCACCUUGGAGGCAUAGCCUGGUGCUCCAGUUCUUUGGUGCUAAUGAGAAGCUUGCGACUGAGAACAACUUCACCGCUCGAAAUUACAAUGAGCUUGAUACUAUACUUUCCGAUGACCGUAUUCAAAAAAGAAAGGGCCUGAGGGUUAUUGAAAUUUUUAUGGGCCGAGAAGAUGUGCAGGGAGCGCUCGUGGACCUCUUGAACACGCAGAUUGCGAAGGAGAAAUAG